Messenger RNA from Hyalella azteca, 4423 nucleotides. RefSeq lists its product as uncharacterized. The transcript is spliced from 5 exons. The record is from RefSeq and is a predicted model, not a curated record. Lineage: Eukaryota; Metazoa; Arthropoda; Malacostraca; Amphipoda; Hyalellidae. The coding region runs from base 423 to 4184 and encodes 1253 amino acids.
CGCAGAGUUGUGAGGUUGGUGCGCUGUGUACUGUGUCGCUUUUCAUGACGCAAGUAUAGUAUUAUUUGAAUUUGGCCUUGAUAUUUAAGCAUGUGAUCCCGAAUGGAUUAUAUGACCACUAUGUUGUGGCGACAGUGAUUUUAAUUUUCUGGUCUAUUCAAAGUGUUGCAUCUGCCACAUAUGAACACGGAGGAUGGCAUGAGGUCAAGUGAAUGAGACAGAGCCAGUCUGUGCAGCUGGACUUGCAUGCAACUUGCUGAGGUCGCCGAACAGCACACCUACGGCGGGCUACGGCAUCAUCUUUCAGGGCCUUCCUUCUAGCCUCCUGCCGCUGCCAGGCUCAGGCUUCACAUCCUGCGCGUCUGGAUGGCUCGGCCUGCGUCGCUGCUGGGGCGUGAAGCUCGCUUCAAAAGGAUCAAAUCAUGACGACGGCGUCUCCGAAGGCGGGCUGGACCAGCGUCCACUCCAUGAAAAGCAGGUUUGAGCCGCUAGCCGCCGUCAGAUCUCCGUCACGAGGCGAUGCGGUUGAGCGCUUGCGAGGCGCGGCCGCCCCCAGCGAGCGGCUCAAGGGGCGGUCGCCCCCCCGGCACGCGGUGACACAAACGCCCCCCACAUACGAUUCCCUGCCUGCUGAAGAGGCGCUUGUCACACCCCGUGAUGCUCAAGUUUGUGAUGAUGAUCGUUUUCGUCAUAAAAAGCUUUCUGAUGAAUUUAUUUACAAUGGAUACAAGACGACACCUCGGAGGCUGCGAUCAAACGACGGUCCAGUUAGAAAAACUGAUGUGGGUGCAUGCUUGGAUCUGCAGCACCGGAAGACUUCUUCAGAUUUUAAUUCUUCUAAGAUUUUUCCCUCAGGGCAUCCCGAAUUACUUAGCUGGAAGUCUUUGCAGAACGUUACACUUCAACCCGGCAGACAUUCAGAGUCCCCUCAAAACGUAGACGGAAAACCCUCGCACUUCCCAGGGAUUAAUAAAAUACGGGAAGUAAAUACCAAAGUUAAUUUUACUUCAAGAAUCAGAAAUUCGCUUUCAUCUCCUGGCCUUCAUUCUCGGAAGCAUAAGUUUGAAAUUCCUCCCCAGUCUCCAAAACCUGACUCAAAGCCGGGAUCUCCAAAUGAUUCGCCUGUGAUGAACUUCCGUGAGAGGAAGCUUGCUUUCGAAAAAGCCGUCGGUGCUCUUGACGAAACUUUCAAAUCUUUGUCGAGAAAUACCUUGGGGAAUAAACCCAACAUCCGGAGACUGCGCUCGAAUGACUCUUCGUACGACGUUUAUACGGACUCCUUCAACGACGCCCUCGAGAGUGCGAGUCCCGGAGCGGCGUGGGACAAUUCCAGCUUCGAAACUGACGACUCCACGCAGGAAACGCCGCCCGCUACUAGAUGCAGUCAGAGAAAUUCAGUCGCUCCUCUCGCGACUAAUGUGUCAUCGGCCGUUUAUUCUUCGAAUUCUUUUGGAUUUUCCCCAGCUGAAAAAUUGGCUGGAAAGACGGAAGCUCGUGACGAAGUGCAAAACUAUGACUGCAACGAAAAGAAGAGAGACGUUCCAUCAGCUCGAUCAAACCGCUGUAGUUCUGCACGUCAUUGUAGUAAUGAAUCUCAUUUUGAGUUAUGGGACAAAAAACAGCGUGACACACGAAAUGAAGCAGAUGAAGAUGAAGUGCCUGUGUUUUGCGUUCAAGACUUCAAUCGAGGCAAGGAGAAAAUUGUACGAGUCACGCCUUGCCGGUCUCGAUCUGAAGGAGCCGAACUAAAGCCUGAGACGUGCAGCGGCUUAAAAUUGGGAACUGACAGUAAAUCUGUGAGGAAAUUGGCUAGAUCUUCCUGCGAUGUUAAUGGAGGACGGUGCAAUUCACAUUUGUCGGAUGGGUUCAGAGAAAAGCAACGUAUGUUGGAAGAAGUGAUGAACGCAGAAAAUAAAUUGAAUGAAUUGAGGUAUCAGCGAGAAAGAUCUUCUUCUCCUACGAAACGUUCGAAGGUUUUCAGAAAAAUUAGCUUCACCUACAAACCAGACAAAGACAAACUUCAAAACAGAACUCCAUAUGCCAUUGCUGUGUACCCGAACCUAUCCAACAAGGAGAUUCUUCCAAAGGAUAACUCUAAAGAGACGUCGGUUAAUAGAAUUUCUCUUUCUAAGUUAAUUUCAAAACGCAACGCCUUAGUUCCCACUUUACGAUUUCCUUUAUCUUCUCCCGAGAAAACUAGACGGAAAAACAGCAUUAAUUCUGACAAGAAAGCAAAUUCUGUUCAAUCUCUUCUGACUAGAAGCUCGAGGGAAAACCACCAUGCCCAGAUAACCCAGAGCAAAACGACGAGUAAGUCAACCGAUCAUAUCGAAGAAAUCCCAGAAGUUAAUUGUACCGACGGCAACCAGUUUUUAGGACAAGAUAUAGCUAAUAGUUUACCAGAUGUAAACCAGAAAACAAAGCGUGACUUUGUUGGCCGACAAGUGGACGAUGAAAUCAAUCCUGCUAUCUACUAUUCAUCGUUGCCGCUGCUUGAACAGCAACACAAUUCAAUGGUCGAGCCUGUUGACCCUAUAGCCCCGCCAGUCAACUCUAUAGCAUCGCCUGUCAAGCCAUCAGAACUUUAUGUUUUCAAAAAUCUGCGGACAAGCGCUGAUUUCUCUCGAGAUAAUUCUGACGACACUGCAGUUCUUGUGAAACGUCCUCCUUCGGCGGUCGGUGCUCCCAUCAGACCCCCUAGGCGUAGAAACCCAGGAGCACCUCGCAAGAAAAGCCAAGCACCUCAGCCUCCUACGCUGGCAUCAUUAGACAAUAACGCGGCAAAGAGCAGUCAAGAUUCCUCUCACAGUGCAAAAGCAUCUGACGCACCUAAAUAUACCUCAACAUCGCCUCCUGAAGGCGAAGGACCAACGCUUGAUGUUCUACCCGAUGCUUACCAAAUUGUUGCUCCGACGAAACCUGAUUUGAAUGGUGAUGCUGAUGAGCCACCUCAGCACUCAGACGUUGCUUGUGUUCCUCUGAUAGAAUCAAAUAUUCGUAAUGGCGAGGUGAUCAAAGGGGCUGAUAUCUCCUCUGACGUGCCCUCGGUUGAUCAGGCUACCUCGAAUAAGAUGCUUCUUCAGGAUCAUGCAGCCAUGCCCAGCAAGACGAACGGCGCGUGCCACCAAUCUGUUCGUCUAGCUGAGCACACCGACCAGGAGCCGAAGGGCGUUCAGGGAACGUGUCAGUUACAAAACGUUAAACUUCUUCAUUUGCUUACCUGUGACAAUCUAACAAAUUCUGAGACGAAAGACUCUAUUUCAGCUGAACCUUUUUUGACCACUUCCGUUGAUAAUAACGAUGGCGAGGAAUUUUCUCUAAAUGAGACUUCAAGUUACUCACAAACUGUUGCUGAAAGUAAUGCUAAUUCAAAAGAUAGGAAAGCAGCCUCAUAUUUACCCCCUGGUCCUCCUCCUCAAAAGCCUCCUAGAACAUUCGCCUACGAGGAGGAGAGAAUGCGCAGUUCGCGGCCCGUCCUCCCCCACGGGUCGCCUCCACCAGGACCAGAAGCUUUCAAGGAGCACUUCAUCGAGGUGGCAAGUAGCGCCGUCCCAGCAGCACCCAUUUACUCGGUGGUCAAGAAGAGAAGUCCUCCACUUCUCACCCCGAACACUUCAGACUUAAACGUUAAGCCAGAAAUCGCUCCUAAGCCAGCGCAUAUCUCGGCUCUCGUUCGAAAGAAGCGGUUCUCUUUGGCUGAGUCCACUCCGUGUGAGGUCGGCCAAGCGCCGCACCCGCACGCUGGCUUCAGUUCUUUCUCUCAGCUGCGGUACAGCUUACGCAAACACCCCCCUCACCUCCCUCCCCCGUCCCCGCCCUGUGGACCGCCUCCCUCCACCCCCACAACUGCGUCAGCUCUGAGGCUGGAACAAGAGGCGUGCGUGAGGCCGGGCGCCUUCGACAGACAGAAGAGUUUGAGUGAUGAGACUCUCUGCUCAUCUUCGGGCUACCAUCGCACGGCUGAGCAUGUCUACGCGACGCCUAACUUGCGUCCACGCGACCUGCAGCGCAGCGAUGGCGAGGGCCUGCACUACAUGUGCAGCGACUUGAUGCUUGAUGCAAAAGACGUCGGCGACAGAAGAGCGUCUGUGUCGCCGGCGCGUCUCAUCUCGGCCUGGAAGCUGGAGUUCCGGCAAAGUUGUCGACUCGUGCACAACAAACUCAAGAAGACCGUCCAGAGAUAGAAACUCGGGCCGAUCUGAUCAACGCUAGGGACUUCACACAUUUCUAUUGUGUUGUUCGUGUUAGUGGUCUCAUUUAGAACUGCGGACAUGGUACACCAAUGGUCUAUAUAAGGUUGACUCACGAGGAUUUUCGUCUUUCAGUUCAGCUUACUUGUUACGUCACGUAGAACAGGAAACGUGAACAAAUCGUCAUUCCCAUGACGGAUUGGUUGACUGACUUGAUCGCAUUACGGUGAUUG